Hylaeus volcanicus is the source of this 8389-nucleotide messenger RNA. It is a transcript of the gene kat80, whose product is annotated as katanin p80 WD40 repeat-containing subunit B1. Lineage: Eukaryota; Metazoa; Arthropoda; Insecta; Hymenoptera; Colletidae. The transcript is spliced from 15 exons. Gene Ontology annotation, biological process: microtubule severing; microtubule depolymerization. Bases 310 to 2943 code for a protein of 877 amino acids. Gene Ontology annotation, molecular function: microtubule binding. Gene Ontology annotation, cellular component: katanin complex. The record is from RefSeq and is a predicted model, not a curated record.
UUGGUUCGCGCUACCCACGGACAGGCAGAUUCAGGCAGAUUCAAGAAAUGAGAUACGACGAGGAGGUGGAACGAACGGUUUCUGAAAACGGACAGAAAUUUCAAGGAAAAGGAUUGCUAUCAGGACCAAGCCGCGGCGUGAUGUUGCUGCCUCGUUGAACGUUCAUCGCUCUACCGACAUAAUAACACAAAGUAAAAAUGUUACCCGCGAGCUCGAGCAAAAAAAAAUUGUGCAUCUGCAAGCUGAAAUCUCAAAUUGUUGUCGUUGCCAAAUAAGUCGUGCACAACGGCGAUCCUGUGUUCCCGGAAUAUGGCUUCGUCCACGAAGAGGUCAUGGAAACUCCAGGAUUUUGUUGCCCAUACGACCAAUGUCAAUUGCCUGGCAUUAGGUCACAAGUCUGGACGUGUUUUGGUCACUGGUGGCGACGACAAAAAAGUGAAUCUAUGGGCAGUCGGGAAGCAGAAUUGUAUCAUGAGCCUGAGUGGUCAUACUACACCAAUAGAAUGUGUAAAAUUUGGACAAACAGAGGAUUUAGUAUGUGCUGGCUCACAGACAGGGGCAUUGAAGAUUUGGGACUUGGAACAUGCCAAAUUGGCUCGCACAUUAACAGGACACAAAGCAGGCAUACGUUGCAUGGAUUUUCAUCCUUAUGGGGAGCUAUUAGCAUCUGGUAGCUUAGACACUGCGAUCAAACUGUGGGAUAUCAGGAGGAAAGGUUGUAUCUUCACUUACAAAGGGCACAAUAGGAUGGUGAAUAGUUUAAAAUUUAGUCCUGAUGGUCAAUGGAUUGCCAGCGCGGGAGAAGAAGGAAUGGUCAAGUUAUGGGAUUUAAGAGCCGGUAGACAGCUUAGAGAAUUCUCCGAACAUAGAGGUCCAGCAACGACGGUAGAAUUUCAUCCCCAUGAAUUUUUACUUGCCAGCGGCAGUGCGGAUAGAACAGUUCACUUUUGGGACUUGGAAUCGUUUCAACUCGUGUCGUCUACGGAUCAGGCGCACUCGUCGGCAAUUCGGUGUCUCUAUUUUAGUCAAGGUGGAGAAUGUCUUUUUGCUGGCUGCCAUGAUGUGUUAAAAGUAUAUGGUUGGGAACCAGGUCGGACGUUAGAUACGGUACCAACUGGCUGGGUGAAGGUACAGGAUAUUGCCGUGGCUCAGAACCAGCUGAUUGGUGCAAGUUUUCAUACUGCCAAUGUUGUCCUAUAUGUGUGUGAUUUAAAGAAAAUCGCUCCAUUGGGAGGAGUGUCAACGUCUGGUUCUCCGUUCAAUCACGGGAAUUCGUUAAGAAAAAGUUUUUCUAGAGAAAGGCCACCCGAAUUGAAAAAGCAUACACUAGAUGUGCGGACUAUAGAAGAGGCAGAUAAGUCUGGAACUGACCCAGAAGAUGAAGCAACCUACGCAGAUAUACCUAAUGUUACCGAAUAUCACGACGUUUUCCAACCAAACAGGUCAUUGUCUCGCACUCCACCUCCAGACCCUGAGGCUUUCCAGGAGCCUCAAGACGUAGAUCCCACGCAACCGCAGAUAUUACAAACUCUUUCUACCUCAAUGUCAAAUCUAAGUACGGUGGGGCCAGAGGAAGUUCCACCUAUGUCAUUACCGUCGUCUCCGCCUCCACCCGCGCCGACGUUAUCAUUGACGAAACCAGUACCAGUGCGUGUUCAGCCAAUCAAGUCAUCGCCGCCCGUUCAGAGAAACACUGUCACAUCCACCAGCCAGACCAAACAACCUUCUACCAGCCUUCAAACAAACAAUGGCGUUACCAGAGUGUCGAAGAAUCUUGCAUCCGUACCACCCCUUAGACAGAGUAUUACCCCGCUUCCUGGGAAAAAGAUUAGUAUUACCAGCGACGUAGGAACGCUUCCACAACCCUUGGGUCCGCAAAGGUCGAAUUCCACGUUGACACCGCGUGUAGCACCCAUGGCUGCCGUUCUUCCAGUGAUGGACGAUGGAAAAUUAAAGAAUAGAGCACCCAGUCCGGAUUCUCCUAAGCAUUACUUAAAGAGGCAGAGUAGUUGUAGGGACGGAGAACAGGGUUACGAAAGCGAUUAUCCGGUACAAAUUAAUAGUAUAAGGCACAGCCCCUCCGAUCCUGCGUUAAACAGGCCGAAUUCUGCGCAAUCUAGGUCGACCUCGCUGAAUAGGAACUUUGCUACCUCAACGUCGCUGUCCGCGCGCAACGCUUCCACUACCACCACGACGUUCGCAAUGAAGAAGUCGAACAAAGCUCAAGUGCCCCCGAAUCCUAAGGUAGAUGUUCGACCUCCUCAAUUGAGGCCGAGCGUCGAGAACACGGAGAAAGAGGAAUUCGUUCCUAUGAGCGCUGAUAAACCUUAUGGCUUGGAUUUCGAAACUUUUCUACCUAAUCAUUACGCAAGAUCGACCGCGUUUGGAUAUCCCCAAAUGGGAGUCCUCAACGAAAUGUCAGAGGCUGAAGUGCUUAAUAGCAUGAUGCGAGGUCACGAGUCGAUGAUGGCUGUACUUACGAAUCGCCAUCGUUCCUUGCAAAUUAUUUACUCUCUGUUGCACCAUAAGGAUCUUAAGUCUGCCGUGGAAUCCGCAGUGGCGAUGAACGACCUUUCUGUCGUUGUGGAUCUGUUGGGCAUAUUGACCUUAAAACCAACAAUGUGGAAUCUGGAUCUUUGUAACUCUCUACUUGGUCCAAUCGGAGAUCUCCUUCAAAGUAAAUACGAAAUGUACAUAACGGUGGCCGCCACGGCGUUGAGACUGAUACUAAGGAAUUUCGCAACGGUGAUAAAGUCAAACGUGGAAGCACCCCUUCACACGAUUGGGGUGGACGUGUCGCGAGAAGAACGAUACCACAAGUGCCUCUCCUGCUACGAGAAGCUUUCGGCGAUCAGAGGUAUCCUCCUGAAGAAGCAGUCGAUGCCAGGGAAACUAGGACCGUUGUUCCGCGAGUGUUCAGUGCUGGUGAGAAGCCUCGAGUGACCACGGCUGAGUCACCACGCGAGCUCCACCGCCAGACUCGUCGUUACCUGACAAAGAAUUGGGAAAGACCAAGGGAGAAGUCGAUGGACGUCGGCCGCGCGGGAUUGCACGGAGAACAGCCGCGCAUUCGAGUUGCUGCGUACCGGGGAACGAUGGCUCAACAGGACGGCACGUCGAGAAUCGGUUCUUCCUUCUCCCCCCAGCUCUUUCCGGUUCCUCGUAUCCAGCCGUCGACGCACCUGGAGGGACGCCAACAGCGGAAAACGUUGAACGCAAGCGAUAAACGAGAAUGUGGACAUUACGAAACUGAACUAUUAUAGAUAAUGGAGACGAAUCGUGAACUUUUUUUUUUUGGACAAUGACAAGACUAAUCGCCCUUUGCAAGGGCUAGCCCCGUUUUCAGGGAGAAUGGGACGCGGACCGCCACGUGGAACGUCGUCGAUCGGGUCCUGUGCGUCGGAAUUUUAUAGACUUUUUUUUUAUGGAGAGUAUCGCGAUAAGAAUUGUUGUAAAGUCUAAUAGUGUAUAAUGUAUCGCGCUAUGUUAUAUACGGUAGGGUGAACCGCGUGACUUGUCCGUGUGUAUUAUUUUUGUUGCUAACGAAGCAGUUCGAAUUUACUUGUUUUGGAUCACAGGUGGUAGCUUUGUACUCAUCUCUACCUUGAACAACCUCGAGUACGUGAAUUUGUGUUGACGAAUACAAAUAUCACACUUAAGGUCACUCAAAGGUUACGGUAUCGUAGGUAAUUGAGUAAGGUCACUCAAAGGUAUAAUAAAAACACUGUUAUCCCCUAGCAACAAAACUAACAAGGAUGGACAAGUUACGCGAUUCACUCUUGCACGUGCGAAGAGGCAUGUGUACAGGGUAUAAAAUAUAAACGGUCGCGUCUCUCAGAGGUGAAUCUAGACACCUGGAUCUGUGAAGUUUCGUUGAAGGAAACCUUCCGCAUAGUCAACUACGACUUUGAAAUUUACAGAAAGCACAUAUCGCAAAGAAAAUGCUUAAAUUUAGGUUUUUCCAAAGCAUAUAUUCACCAAGAUUCAGAUGUGGAUUCACCACUGAAAGUCCAGGUGAUUAAUUUCUUUUUGCACCUUGUACAAUGUUACAUUCGAGGUUAUUAGAGGACGAUGCAACGUCGUUUCGUUUGAUAGAGGUUCGACGAAAAUGUUCUCGUGUUCCGUGUUCCCAGAGAACGUUAUACCCGGUGUUUCGAAGGCCUUCUUGCCAGUCACGGCUUAAUUCCUCGACGAGCACGCGAAAGUUACGUGCACGGGGAAACCCCGGAACGAUUAAACGCCGACAAGCGAGUUUAAUUAAGGUGUAGCUAGUAUCACGUUUUUUAGGGUAACGAGGAGAGAUGAUGAGAAUAACAAAUUGUAUUUUUGCAAGAGCCAUUUGCGUCCGUUCACUAAUAAAACAAAGAAAGGUACUCUGAUCGUAGGUAUGUGUUGAAACCCCCGAUACGUCUCACGAAUGAAAACUGAGAGAAGUUCCGACGAAGUUUGAGAAGAAUAAGUUUUUUAGCGAUCAAGAGAAACGAUAAUGUUUUCUUUUUCCGAUAAUAAUGCUUGUUCUUUUGCCUAACGAAGAGGGUUCGAAUGCCUUCCCGAGAUUUACACUCGCGAUUUUUGCUUCGGUUUUCGCUAUUUUUGUAACGAUUUUCAAAUGUUGGGUGAUUUUUACGACGCGAGGAAAAUCGGGACGAUUUAGAGAAGGAAGAGCUAUCGAACGUUCUGUUACUUACAAUUUCUUAUGGAACGCUACUAGAAAAGUUGGGAAUUGCAGUUUGGGAAACGUUGAUCCACGGAUUGGAUCGAAUUUUCCACGUUCGAGUGCAGGACGAAUCGAUUGAUCCACGGGCGCGCAUUGUCCCCUUGUCCCAUUGUCAUUCUUUCUCGUUCGUCCACGCAACGUCAGUUUAUAGUCGUUCCCUAUUCCAUUCCAUUUUCCGUCUGUUCACGUGGUGUUAACGUGUCAUGUCGAUUCACGUUUACCAGGACCUUCCUUCAAUUUUUGAAAAUUCGCAUACGGAAUCAUUCUGACGUUCGACUUUGAAGAAGAAUGACUUUUGAGGAAACUAUCUUUAAACAAAAUUAAAAAAAAAAAAAAAAGAAAGAAAGAAAAAAAUUAACACUUAAUGGGCCAAUAUCGAGACCAUUUAUCUCCCUCGAAAAGUUGCGGUGAAAUUGUGAACGUGUGAUCACUCGUGUCGAUAUUUUUUAUGAAAAUCACGUACAAUAACGAACCUUCGCGUACUCUGUCGGUAAAGUCGCGCGUUUUUGCGAACACAUGUCCCGAUUUUCUUUAGCACUUGUACCGAUACUGUGCGAACCUUUCGACAUCGUGUUCCAGUGACAAUUUUUGGGAUCAGAGAAGCCACGACGAUGGAAAGACUAUUAUAUUUAAGUACGUUAACGAAUCAAGAAUGAAAGAUUUUUAUCCAAGAGACGAGUGUUGCGAGGUUAACUCUGGGAUGAAUUCUGGAGCUUAAACGCUGAGGGUGAUUUUAGACCAGAGAUAGGGAUUAUCUGGAUAAAAGAAUGCAAGAUGAAAUACAAUUUUUAAUUAAUGAUCACAUAAUGAUACUUUCGUUGUUCGAAGAGUUCGUGUUAUUCGAGUUACCUUUAAUCGACGAAUAACAGGUAACAUUUUCUAUCUUUCAUCUUUCGAUAACAGAAAUUUUUAUUUGGAUAAAAACUUUGAGCGAAAGCUUAGAAUUUUUUACAUUUAAUCGCGGGCGAUUAUUCGUUCGAUUCACGAAACAAGAUUUCACUUUUAUUUUAUAUUCGACGAAACUCGAGCAACUACGACCCUGAUACUGUAUUUUGUGCGAUUUUUGUAUUCCUGGCGAGGGUCGUGGUUAGUAGUGUUUAUAAUUUUGUUAACCAUGGAUCUGAGAUUAAAAGGAAUCGUGAGAUGUUAGUCUCCUUCAUACGAAUUUUAUGAACAAACUGUUUUUAUUCCAUGUGAUCGAGUAAAGGAGACAUCUAUAUCCGAGUGAACGAUAUUUCUCUGUAGCUCCAAAAAUCCUAUUUAAGAAAUCGAACUAACGAUUUUCCACGGUAUGACCUUGGAAUAAUCUUGAGCACAAGGUGCCAACACAUGUUAAAUGAUACGCAGAAGGCUGUAUGACCGAACACAAACAAAUUGCAGAUAACCUUGAAAACUCGAAGGAAGAGAGAGUUUUAAAUUGUCCUUUUUUACACUUAUUUUUAUACUUCCGAAAGUGAUUCUAAACUGGAGUAUUGAAACCUGAAUAAAACUUGGUUAGGACUGUACGAUUUGUCUUUGUUAAUUGUAAUUUUACUACGUCGAUUCUUGAACAAAGAACAAAAACCAUAAACGCUACGGAUAAAUUUGACGCGAGAAGACAAAUUUCUCGAGUAUUCAGAUCCUUCUACGAUCCCGCAUAAUUCUCGAUGGAACAAAGAUGGCGGAGGUGAGAAUCGGACCGCUCAAAUCUCGAUUCCGUAAUUUUAACGCUGUUUUAAUUGACCGAUAAAAUAAUUUUUUUAAAAGUGAGAGAGUGAAAGAGAGGGAGAGAGAUAUAUACAGAGAGAGAGAGAGCAAGAGGAAAUAAACCUCGUAGGUUCCGUCCAAUGUAUUUUUAUAAGGGAGAGUGAGUGUGCGUAUUAUUCCUUCCGGUCAUCCACUUCCGGAUGCGAUCGUGCGUUUUCAAACACAUUCAAACGAGUCCACGAGAGAGAACUAUCGAGUUUCCGUGUACUCGUUCGACCACGAUGUACAUAAUACAAUACGCCUUCGUCGUUAAAGCCUUUGCACUCCUAUCGAACAAAUAAUACGAGCUGCCUAACGCUCAAUUAAUUGUAACACACACCAAACGAUAUCGUAGUGCUUACGAGUUAAUUAAGGACAAUUGAACGUAACGACUGCAACGAUUCCGAUCCUACUAGCGGCGCGAACACGUCGCGAUCUCUAUCGUUCGAUCGUGCCAGUUUCAUUCAUGCCGAUGUAACCCAGAAAUUUUAAGUUACCGUUUACGAUACGAUAAUCAGACGAUUCCGUUUGAAUUCUGUUCAAGACAGUUCAAGCACACUACCUGUCCUACGCUACGCACCACACGAUCACAUAAUACACAUCAGACUUUGGAAAAUUUGAAUUGAAACGAAGAUGUGAAAUAACGAUUUGGAAUAAUUUAUUUUAGACCGGCGUUUUUAACACGGUUAUUUGGAAAUAAAAAUAAUACCUACCACUUCAUUUUAUUAUUUGCUUCUUUUUUUUUCUACGCAUCACAUAAAAUCAAAAUGUUAUACAAAAUGAUAUCGAAUUUACGUAAGAUGGCCUAGCUAACCCAUACAAACUGUGCCGAACAUACCCCACGCAAGACACGACAUAAAACAAACGAUAUUAAACUUCAUUUGUUCGUCAUACUAUCUUUUUUCGUGUGUCUAUAGCCACUCGUUGCGAUGGAAUAAAAUUGUAUCGACUACUACUAAUAAUAACAACAAUAAUAAUUACGAUACCGUGUAAUCGUAACAAACGAUAUGCAGUUAUAUCGUUGCACGGAUAAAUCGAGGGAAUGGUCGCUCGAUCGUGAAAUAUAUCACUUACUAUUAACCGUCUGAGCUAGAACGUUAUAGUUUUGUACGUUAUGUAAAUAACAAUAACGAUAUUUUCUAUAUUAAUCGUACUAUAUUCCUCGUACUACUUGCGAACGCACCAGUGCAAAGGGUUGAAGGCCUGCGGAGAAUGCGCUGCGGUUGAACGGUGUGUAUUUAAUCAUUCUUUUCUCCAUGAGACGUUUCUUUUUUUUCGAGAGAAUACAGGUGACGAUUUGCAACAUCGAGCGGAAACAAAUGUUGCGCUGAGAUAUUCGUCUUCGAUCUUUUUUGAACGUUUGUUAACGACAUUUUUAUUAUAGUUUAAGCGAUGUUUCGUUUCACCUAUUAACAGAUACUAGUAAUUGGUAUGCCUAGAUUACUAUACCGGAUAACCACUAGUAAUUUACACAACUAAAUUGCCAACAGAUUAUCAGCAAUUCGUUAAAUUGCUAGUAUCCGGAUUACUUCCUGACAACGUUAGUAAUUUAAUCCGUCGACUGUAAAUAAUCCCGGACUGGUACCGCCAUUUUGUUGCGUUUCUCCAACGCGAGUUUUGGGUUCGGGAGAAUUAAAAGAGAAAUGUCUCCUGCCUUCGGGAACACGAAUGGAAAAUUUUUAGUUGCGACGAGUGCGUGGCGGCCGAUCGACUGUCGAUUCAUUCGCGACUAAGUUUGUAAAAAUAUUUUUUAAAACGCAUCGUCAAACGUUGGAAUAUAUAUAUAGGAAGUCUAAUUUAGGGGAAUUCUCGGGCGAACGCUUGGUCAAUUUUGUAACGCAUCGAGCUUGUCUUCUCGACUGCCUUGAACCAUUCGAUUAUAAGUAUCGGCCACGGAACGAACCGAACGCCCGAUUACGAAAAAAUAAUAACUCUAUGCGAAAUUUA